Messenger RNA from Chlamydomonas reinhardtii, 4771 nucleotides. RefSeq lists its product as uncharacterized. NCBI's taxonomy places the organism in Eukaryota, Viridiplantae, Chlorophyta, Chlorophyceae, Chlamydomonadales, Chlamydomonadaceae. Bases 123 to 4649 code for a protein of 1508 amino acids. Gene Ontology annotation, cellular component: SCF ubiquitin ligase complex. Gene Ontology annotation, biological process: SCF-dependent proteasomal ubiquitin-dependent protein catabolic process. The transcript has 9 exons. The record is from RefSeq and is a predicted model, not a curated record.
GUCCACCUCGCGGGCGCAGUUGGCGAGGUUUCGAGUUUGCGCGUCUUAGGCGUGAAGGGGCACUCCCGGUUGCCGAACGAUGAUGCGGAUAUAAUUAUGCUAUAGCAACAGCUUUAACAGCCAUGCUGCCUGAAGAUGGUAAGUGCGUGCCGGAGGCUGCUGGCGUGCUGGCGCGGUCCUUUUGCGACCUCCCUACAGCCAUACUCGCCGAUGUGCUGCGCCGCCUGCGGCCCUUGGAUAAGGCCGCGGUGGCAGCCACAUGCCACACGCUACUAUUUCUGGUAACGGAUACAACAGGUGGCGCCGGCGCCGGGCUUGGUGGGCUGGAGGCCUGGCGGCAGAGGGCGGAGCGCCACCGAGCCGUCAUCGAUGGCGACUGGCGUGCCUUGCUCCACGCAACCGCCCCACAGCCGACCCAAAACCCCACGUCGCAGGCCCUGGCCUGCCAUCCUCAUCCGGCGCACAGCCUUCGGCCUGACACGCCCUUCACUCAGCCCAGCGCCUUGCCCAGCGCAGCUGGCGGCGCCGCCGCCGCCGCAAGCCGCCACAAGCCGACCUCGCCAGCACGCUGCGGUGCUGGCGCAGCGCGGCUCAGGCUCGAGCGCGGACACAUGUUUCAGCCCCCUGCCGAAGCCGCGGCGGCAGCGGCGGUGCUGUUGAGUGAUGGGCGGGUGGCGAUGCUCGCUGACAGCCAUGCUGCCGUGCUGGCCGCCCACCAUCCGCCGCGCGACGGCGAGGCGGCGGCGACGGCGGUGGCGGUCGCCGCCGCAGGCGAUCGCGACCAUGCGCUUCCCGCCCCUGCAGCGCCGGCCUCCGUCGGUGGGAAGGGCAGGCAUGGCGACCCCGGCACUUGGCCGGUUCCGGGGCUGCCGGUGACGCACGUGACGCACCUGCCGGCCGCCCACACGCUGUGGCUGGCACCCGAGCUGCCCGCGGCCGCGCAUCUGGCCCCCGCCGCAUGGCCCCAGCCGUCCACCUACCGGCCCGCGCUGCAGCCGCCGCUGGUGCCCCCGCUGCUCGGAGAAUCCGUGGUCACGGACGCGGGGGCGGCGAGCCAGUCGGGGCCCAUGCGGCCCCUUGGAACCAGGGCUGCGGGGUCAGGAGCGGAGGCGGGCGCGGGGGCGGGGCCGGGGGCCGGGGCCCGGGUGGGGUUGGAGGCGAGAGGCGGCUGUCCAGGUGACGGUGUGGCUGGCGAUGGUGCGGGUGCGGAUGGAGGUGGUGGCCUGGUGUUGGGGUCGGGGGCGGCGUGCCUGCCGGCGCACCCGACCAGCCCAGCCUGCAGCGCAGAGGCGGUGCAGCUGUUCGCUUCCUUCGUCACGCGCCUCGCGCAGCACGCGCGCGGCGCGGCCGCGGUCCCGCAGCGGCGCCAGCGGCAGCAGGGUCAGUUGGAGCCGGUGGCGCCGACCUACGUGGAUCUGUCGUACCAUGGGCUGUACGGCAGGGCGACGGGUGUAGCCCUGACCACAGCUGCGUUGGCGGUUGGGAACCAGUGGCCGUCGGCCUUUGAGGGGGAGGGGGGCAGUGACCAUGGUGACGGCGUCGCUGAGCCCGACGGCGACAGCGCGGCACUAGCGGCCCUCCUGCAGGUUGCACAUCGGAGCCAUGAAGGCUCGCCGCUUGCUUUGGCGCUCCUGGCGGCGGCGGAGAUGCCCCCCGAGGGUGGCGGCAGUGUACUGCUGCCGCACCUGCACACUCUGGUGGCCACACACUCGGCGGCUGCGGGUCUGCAAGAGCUGCGGCUGCUGGGGAGAGCGGGCUGUUGCCGCAACCUCACCGCCCUCGACCUGUCCGGCUGCCCGCUCGCGCCGCCAGGCAUUUUAGCUGCGGCGGCAGUAGCCGCGCACUCAGCAGCCGCAUCCGCGGCUGUAGCAGCAAGGGCUGCUGCGGGCAGCCGCAACGGGUCAUCCUCCAGGCGAGCUAACGGCGGGGGUGGCAGAGACCCGGCGGGUGCGCUGGGGGCUGCCAUGCCACCUGUGAACAGGUGGGCAGGCGGCGUGGCGGCGGCGGCGGCGGCAGCAGCUACAGCGGCAGCGGCUGGGCAGCCGGCGGGGGCGGAGGCGCUGGCGGCGGCAGCGGUGGUGGCACGGGCCUGGGGCGGCGAGCUGCGACAGGCGGUGGCGCGACUGGAGUGCUUGCAAGACCUGCGCCUGUGUGACCUCGAGCUGGGCGGCUUCUUCGACAACGGCAACCGAAGCGGCAGUAGCAACAGCCGCAGCAGCAGUAGCAGCGUUGCUCGUGGUGGCGCUGCUGCUUCUGCCAAGAGCGCUGCUGCUGCCACCAAGGGUGCGGCUACUGCCAAGGGCUUGCCCCCCAAUGGAACCGCUAGUGCCAAGGCCGCAAGCGCCACAGCGAGCCGGCCAUCUGCUACAGCCAUCUCAUCUUCCAGGGCUGCUGCGGCCACCACGGCGGCUGCUACAGCUGCCGACGACUGGCUGACGGUGCUACAGCCGGCGCUGCGCCGCCUCCAGCGCCUGGAGCUGAACGGCUCUUCGGGCGUUGGGCCAGAGCAGCUGAUGGCGCUGCUACAGCUUACUGCGGUGCCGGAGGCUGUAGCCGGGGCCGCGGCUGGCGGGGAUUUUACGGCGGCGGGAGUGGCAGUGGCAGUGGGGGCUGGCAGCGGUGAGGCCAGGGAUCCCUGUGGCUGCCGGCUGCGGCUGCAGCACCUGGGGCUCAGCCGCUGUCGCGACCUGGCGCCCGCGGCACUGCCGCCGCCGAUGCUGCGGACGGCGGCGCCGCCGAUACCUCGGGCGGCGGCGGCGGCGCCGCCACUGGCGCCACUUCCGACGGAGUGUGUGCCACACCGGGUGCCUCCUGGGUGCGGCGCGCGCCUGCCUCAGGCAGAGGCGGCACCGGUUGCAGCGCAAACCCCUUCGGCGAGCGACUCGUCUGGAGAGGAGGGAGAUGCAAAGGAGGAAGCGGAAGUGGAGGUUGAGGCGGCGGUGGCGGAGAGGGCUGAGGUGGCGGCGGAGGUGGCUCAGGGGCAGCAGCUUGCAGGCUUGCACGGCCUGAGAAGCCUGGCCGUGGGGUGGGGCUUCAACACCGCCGCCGUGCUGCGCCUGUGCGGCUGCGGCAGACCAGCGGUCCCCGCCUCCACGCACCCCUCCUCCUCCGCCUUCUCUGCCUCCUCUUCCCUGCCAUCAUCCACCGCCACUCCCUCCACCACCUCCACCACCGCCGCCGCCUCGCCUCCUGCGCCCGCCCCGUGCCCGCCCCCUCCGCCGCACCGCUCUCUGGUGCUCUCGCGCCUGGAGCUGGGGGUGGGGGCGGCCGUGGACGACGUGGGGCUGCGGGCGCUGGCCGCCGCCUGCCCGCACCUGCAGGCGCUGCGGCUGGAGAUGGCGGGCGUGUCGGGCGCCGGGCUGGGGGAGCUGCUGGCGGCGUGCUGCAAGCUGCACGAGCUGCACCUCAUCCACUGCCUGGGCCCCUUCCGGCGGGAGGACCUGCUGCGGCCGCUGGGCUGGCUGGCGGAGCAGAAGGCGGCGGUGGGGGGGCAGCAAGGACUGGCGAUGCAGGGGCAUGAGGCGGAGGGGCACGAGGGGCAGGAGGGGCAGAGGGAGGGGUUGGAAGCUGCCGCGGCCGCGGAGGCAGAAGAAGAAGAAGAAGCACCGCCACAGCAGCGGCGGCGGUGUGUACGGCAGUGCGUACGGCGGCGCUGUGUACGGCGGUGGGCCAUGUCUGACCUGCAGCUGGUGGGCGGCAGUGCCACGGAGCUGUACGACGACGACCUGCUCUCACUCCUGUACGGCAGGCCGGUCGGGCAGCUGGCAGCAGGAGGCAGCGAGGUUGGAACAGGCGGCGGCGGCGGCAGCGCGCGCACCGAUGGUGCUGCUGGUGCUGAGCACGCGGCGCGGAUACCGCUGCCGCUGCCGCUGCCGCUGCCGCUGCCGCCUUCGCUGCCUCCCCUGCGCCGGCUGCGCACGCUGGCGCUGGUGGGCGUGGCGGGGCUGUCGGUGGGGCUGCUAGGGGAGCUGCGCCGCCGCGGCACGCCUGCACUGAGUCAGCUGCGGCUGGAGCAGACCGGCUACCAGCGACCGCGUGUGGGUCGUGUUCAGGCCCAGGCGGGGCGUGGCCGCGCCGCUGGUGUGGUGGCGGUGGAGGAGGGCAGUGGCAGGGGUGGUGCGGCCGCCGCUGCGGCAUCACAGGUGGCGGAGGCGGAGGAGGGGGGAACACAGCAAGGACAGAGAGAAGGGGAGGUGGGGGACGCGGGGCGGCGGCCGUUUAGCUGCGAGGCGCUGCUGGGAUGGCUUACGACCUGUGGGGCGCUGAGCAACCUGCGGCUGCGGCACUGCUGCCAGCUGUCGCCCGACGUGGUGUCCCGCCUGGCGGCCGCCUGCCCCCGCCUGGAGCAGCUGAUGUUGGACGAGUGCGACCUGCCCGCCUGCGGCUUCGAGGCGCAGCCGUCGCCAUAUGGCGCGCUAUCGUACGUUAUGCUGGCUCGGUGCCGGGCAGACAGUGUGCGGUGCCUGCUGGGCGGGCCGGCGCCGGCCGAUGUGGCAAGGGCAAGGGCGGGGGGAAGCGGGGGUGCGAAAGAGGCGGAGGCGGUUGGCGUGUCGUCGUACUUGUCGUCGGUGUGGUGGCUGCCGGUGGAGCGUGACGUCAAGGUCAUUCGGUUCUGCGAUGGAGCGGUGACCAAGAUGCAGUUGUUUUGAUGCUGGGCGGGAGUGGCGGAGGUGCAGAGGAAGGCGACUAGGCGAGACAGACCUCGUGGGCGAAGCCGCGGAGGGGGGCUAAGCAGGCGGGACACGCAGGCGGAAUGUAAGCCCCAAUUUGG